This is a messenger RNA of Saccostrea echinata, 6076 nucleotides long. RefSeq names its product trafficking protein particle complex subunit 8-like. Bases 124 to 4548 code for a protein of 1474 amino acids. The transcript has 29 exons. Gene Ontology annotation, molecular function: protein binding. Gene Ontology annotation, cellular component: TRAPPIII protein complex; cytoplasmic vesicle; phagophore assembly site. The record is from RefSeq and is a predicted model, not a curated record. Gene Ontology annotation, biological process: endoplasmic reticulum to Golgi vesicle-mediated transport; protein localization to phagophore assembly site. NCBI's taxonomy places the organism in Eukaryota, Metazoa, Mollusca, Bivalvia, Ostreida, Ostreidae.
CCGGAAAUGUGACCAAGCGCAUGUUCAACAAGCAAAGAUGGCAGCUGAGGAGAAUCCUUGGUUCAUAAAUUACGAAAUUGAUUGAUGCAUUAUCUCUAAAUCUUUAUUCUUUUUAAAAGAGCCAUGGCUCAGUGUAAACAGACAGCCCAAGAGUUUAUCCAGAACACAUUCAGCCCAGCUGUAGCUGUCCUGUGCAGUCCAGAUGCCGAGGUUUUGUGUCAAAAGAACAACCUGACAUUCGUGGAGUUAGUCCAACCAUUCUGUCGUUUGACAACAGAAGUUCAUAUUCGAGAUCCAAACAAUGUUCCUCACACAAUCAAAAAUCUGAAGAUUACAAUGCGGGACAUGAACAUGCAGCUUCCUCAAGCAGUGAUGGCUCGGAAGAUGUUGAAUGAUGUGGUGGCCAGUACCCAGCCGCAACUGGGGGAGGGAAGCAGGGGGAAUGUGGUUACCUUUGGGAGUUAUGAUUUACAGCUGUCAGCAUCAACACCAUGGUUUGAAGCAUACAGAGACAUGUUCUUAAAAGUUUUGCCACCAAGUGAUCAUGAAUUUCUUAGCCAUUGUUUGUGUUGUAUAUUUGUGGUAUCCUCAGGUCACUCAGACCCAAUAAAUGCCUUUAACACUCUGUCCUCCAACCAAUAUCAGCAACAGACACAGUACCCCACGAAGAUGCCAAGGUGGUUCUGCCCAGGGAUCCUCAAGUACUAUGUGUUGCUUCAUGACGUCGUAGAGGGGGAAGACGCUAAGGCAGAUGCCGUCUACCAGAGUAUGAAGUCCUCGUUUGGUGGCCAGAACUGUCACCUCUUACACAUCAAUUCCCGGAGUCUCCACACGGCAGAAACAAUGCAUACAGAUCUGCCUGACCCCUGGAGCCAGUUCCUAAACAAGAACAAUUCAGAGGCCAAUAGUAAAAAGCGAAACAAAGCUAGAUAUUUCAUAGCGUGGGAGGGGGCAGAAUAUGAUAGUGCCAGUAACAGUGUUGUUGACGAUGCCUUCCCAUCCAAACUUUCUGAGGGUACCACUGACAGUCCACUCUCGGGACCCAUCAUGUCCAACAGCAGUCUGGUGGACAUGUCCCCAGACUCUGGGGAGGGAACAGCAUCAUCAGGUUCAUUAACCAGUGAAACCUUUGACCAUCCCCUCUCUGAACCUUCCCAAGACCUGAACCAUGUGGAUAGUCCACUCUCUCCAGAUAAAACUUAUGAACCAGAACUGAAUCACACUUCCUUUAAGGGAAAGCUAGGAGACAGAAAACAGGGCGGACAUGGUAUAUGUUUGACCACCAGUGACCAGGAUAGAAUCAAGAUUUUUAUGCAUGAGUUGUGUGUUAGAGCUCUCAUACCAUGGGCUGAAAGACAGAUGAAGAUACUCAAUGAACAGCAUGCAUCAAGGAAAGGUAUUAGCAAGUCUUUGUUUAGUGCUACAAAGCGAUGGUUUGGUGGAAACAAACCUACAGGCCAGGUCGCAGCCAACCAGAACACCACUGUUGUAUACUCCAGUGAUGCCCCAGAAUUACAGAUGAGACGUCUAGGUGACAUAGCCUUCUUGUUCCAGAUGUACGAUUUUGCUUAUAAUACUUACCAUGCAGCCAAGCGUGACUUCAAUAAUGACCAUGCUUGGCUUCAUUAUGCAGGGGCUUUGGAAAUGGCCUGUAUAUCAUUGUUUAUGAGUGGAAAUCCCCGAGAACAGAAAUAUCCAUUUCAUUAUAUGGAGUCUGCCAUUACCACAUAUCUACAGUCUUGCAAAAAUCCAUUAUAUGCAACAAGAGCAACACUAGUUAGUACUGAGGCUCUCAAAAGUAGAAAAAUGUAUAAUGAGGCUGCUCUGCAAUUCAUAAAGCUUACUAGUGAGGACUCAGACUUAAGGAGUGCUCUUUUACUGGAACAAGCUGCCCACUGUUACAUUAACAUGGAGAUUCCCAAAGUCAGAAAGUACGCAUUCCACAUGAUUCUGUCUGGUCACCGCUACAGCAAGUCCGGGCAGAGAAAGCAUGCUCUGCGGUCCUACUCCCAGGCCCUGCAAGUGUAUAAAGGGAAAAACUGGUCAUUGGCUGAGGAUCAUAUAAACUUCACCUUAGGUCGACAGUCCCUUAACUUAAAACAAUUAGAUAAUGCCACUGCUGCUUUCAAGCAUUUAUUGACAGAGAACAGCAAACAAAUUCCUAGUCAACAGAAUGCUUUUCUUCGAGAAUACCUCUUUGUUUAUAAGCAACUUUUAAGUCUAGAGAUGUCUAGUUAUGGCGGUGUUCACUCCAAUACAUUACCAGAGCUGCCAAUACCUAUGCUAGACAAUAAUGCUACUAAAGUCAUUGUAGGCCACAAACCUCAACAUAACCAAGAUAAACCAGGACAUAUAGGAUAUGAUUAUACUGAGAGUAAUCACCCACGGUGGCAAGCUCUGGAGGAAGCCCUAGUAUCAUUUGCUAACAAUGGAAUUCUUCCCGUGACCCAUAGACCAACCAUCCAGUGUUUCACCAACAAAACUGACAACAGGUUCAAUCCAGUGGCAUAUGUGGGAGAACCUGUCACAGUGGAGCUGUACUUGGUGAACCCUUUAAAGGUUGUGCUGGUGCUGACGGAGGUCACGCUUCUCUGGAGUUUCCUCCCCUCCAUUCCUGGCCAGGACAAACCUCAGCUCAUCACCAAUGAAGUCUUUUCUUCUGUGAAGAAUACCCUUGCCAAUGAAAUCAUCCACACACAAGUUAUAGAUGAGAUAGUUUUACCAGGAAGUGAGAGAUCUCCUGUGCAGUUUACCUUGACCCCACAUCAGACGGGAGAAUUGAGGAUUGUGGGUAUUUGUUACAAUCUCUCGAGUUCCCUAACAGAUGACAGGAACAUCAAACCCUCCCCAGCCAACACUGUGUACGUCAGGGGGAAACAGAGGCUGGAUGUCCAGGGGCCAAGGCUAAACAACACAAAAGAGGAAAAAUCCAGCAAGGUUUAUGGACCUGAUCGUCGACUGGAUCUUGUCAUACAGCCAGAAAUGCCUCAGUUGCAGGUUUCUUUCUGCAAUUUCCCAAAGAGUUUACUCUGUGGAGAGGUACAUGCUGUAAUGCUACAGUUUACAAACAUAGGAACAAGUCCAUUACAUAAACUAAAACUAGCCUCCUCUACCCCCGAGUUCAUAACAUUGGGGGAUCACGGAGAGUUACCCAAGUUUCCUUGUGUUUAUCAAACUAAGAAUGAAGUGCCAAGUGAAGAGACAAAGUGUUAUUGUAAUACAAAGGACAAAGUGUGCAAUGUGAUGGACAUUCCACUGCCUAACCGGACACUUCAGCCCAAGAGCACCGUGUCGGUGCCCGCUUGGGUCAGGGGGAAUGAUAUUGGGGGAGUGCACGAUGUGCAUUUUAUGUUUUAUUAUGAACCUGUGACCAAAUCUCCAAGAGCCAGGCACAGAUUGCAGAGGCACACAGCUGUUAUAAACACCCUAGAGUCUUUAAGUGUUCGAUCAGUGGCUCACAGAGCAAACAGUGUUCACCAGUCCUCAUCUUCCCAGGCUAGCUGUAUCCUCUCCUGUGAAAUGGAAAAUAUUAGCCAGGUACAGGCCAAUAGGGCUUACGUUAAAGAGAUCCAAGUGAAUCAGGUCUCCUGUGCCAGUGACCUCUGGUCAAUACAGUACCUCAGCUCUCAGGACAAACCAGAAAUUAUAAUUGGAUGCAGGGAGACCAUGCAUUUAUGUCUGAAAGCAACAAAAAGUGCAAAUAACUUAGAUUCCAUGUUAGGUAAAGAAUCUGUGAUAUUUAGUGAUGUUUCCUUCUCUGAUCAGCAAAUAAGUAGUGCUACAACACCAUGUGCAGAUUUUUUUCUGAGGUCAAGGUCACAAAGUGACUCAGAAAGUUCUGCCCCGACUGAGACAGUGUCCAAAUCACGAGAAAAAGAUUUCCGUGACUUGAACUGUGCCAUCCAGCUAGGAAUGACAUUGAUCAUCCUCUGGAAGGCCUGUGUGAUAUCAGAGGAUGGUGAACUACAAAUUAAAGUUGGACAACACCAUGUGAUUAUUAAGAAGAUUGACACCAUCUUUACUUCUUAUCCUUUCUUUAUUAUUCCCACUGAGAAACCUCCAAUUCGCUUUACGAGAAGUCGAGAUGAGCAGGAAAACAUAAGACCAGAGUCCGAGGUCACCACACAACUGGUGGAUAUAAACUUUAAUCACCAGGCUCAAGUACCACACAACUUCCAAAACAACAGAAUAGCCAUUGUACCUGUUACCCUGCUGUUGAGGAAUUGUACGAAAGCUUCAGUAGAGAUUUUAGUGGACACCAGUAAAUCACCUGAUAGGCUCAAUAACAGACCAGAAGAAAAAUAUGUUGUUCCCGAGGUUCAACAUCUAACAAGUUUUAGUUGGGUGUCGCAGACUUUGACAAAAUUAAGCUUGGAUCCCAGUCAGCAACGAACUGUUCACAUGACUGCAUGUUUUAGUAAGCCAGGUAUCUACAAUGUCAACAGACUGGCAGUGUUUGUAACGCACAACAAGGACACUCCAGAAAUGGUCCUUCAGAGGCAUGCAGCCCCCAGUGUCAUCGUCAUUCAGGAUGUUUCUUCAGAAUGAGGGAACAUUGCACCCUUUCACCCUCCCGUUCAACAAGUGUUUUUUUUCAUUUAAGAUGUUUAUAUGGAAUGUGUAUUCUUCAACAUUCACAAUACAGAAGAUCAAAUAAUCCAGAACACUAGUCAAACUAAAUUCAAGGCUAUUGAUGGCUGAAGGAGUUUGGUCAAUUAGUGUCGGUAUGUUGUUUAUCGCAAUCGUGAAAAUAAAGGGGAACCAGUUUAACACAUGUUGGGAACCAGGAUGGUCAUGUGACCAGUAAUGUAUGAUGUGUUUUCUGAUGUGUAUUCUAGUCUCUUUUGUUAAGUUUUCACUAAACUUUGAAACAUUUAACACUGACUUACAGUGUUUUAUUUCCAUAAAAUUGCUACUUCUUGCUGUACAUGCAGCCAAAAGACUCAUGCUUGCUCAUUUAAUACUUUUCAUAGCUACAUGUAUUAAAUUUUUGUUUGCCAUUAUCAAAAAUAUUUAUGCAAGACAAAGUAGUUGUAUGUUAGCAUUGGUACAGUAUGGGUUGUACUAAAAUGUUGUUUUUUGUUGAUUUUGAUUGCUAUGUGGUGGAUGUACUCGGUCAUAAUGUAAAAUGAAUGGAUACCCUCUUGCAUUCCAGAUCAUUAGCAUGAACAUGUGUAAAUCAGUAUGCAUGGAAGUUGUUUCGGUGAAAUAGACAUUCCAAAUUAAGUGCUAGGAACAAAAUAAAUUGAUAAUAUUGAAAAUCUAAACACUGCACUAAAAUCGGUCAUUUUUUAUCCCUCAGAUAACUUAACCAUGUACUUUGAAAACUUUUGAAAUAUUUUGAAGAUUCCAGAAUUGUCAGAAGCAAAGACUGUUAAUUGACAGGUACAUAUUUUUUUCUUUUAUAAUUAAAUCUAAGUAUUAGUUAUACAAUACAUGCAAAUAAUUACUACAAGUUUUUGGUGUUGUUUGAGCCACAGUCACGAUUGUAAUGGAUUUUCCUUACAGUGGAAUGCAUAUACUAGCUUAGAUCUAAUCAAGGUGUUAAAAAUCUUUGUAAUAUCUCUAGUUUCAUAACUAUUCUAAUUUUAUGGAAAUUCAGAUGUGUACAAGUGAUUCUUAAAGGUUUGGUAAAAAUGGCUUACUAUACGUUACAAUACAAAGUACUUACUAGAAAUUCUAACAAAUUUCAAGUUUUACUUAGAAGUCAUUGCACCAUAUCUUUCACAUCAGCAAAACAGUUUUGCUCUGUGAUCAAAUAUCCAGAGUAUCUUUUUUUGCUUAUUAUUUGUUUGCAAAGAUUGAUGAUUAAUUAAUCUUGCCUUUAUUUUGAGGUAGUCCACAUAGAUAUAGGCAGUAUAAUACAAGGGAGUCGCUAUUAUGUGUGAAUUACUACAUGUAUAUAGUAACUUGGAUGAGAUUUAACUGUUAGUGAGAGGUAAUAGUGUUCACUGCUGCUGUGAAUUUUGUUUAUUUAUUAAAAAUCCAAUGGAUUGUGACCAUUAUUGCCAUGUUAAUUAUUAAUGUCUGUGAUUACAAUCAUUUCCGAUAUUAAAUGGACAUAACUUUGCUUUUA